GUGGGUCUGCUUGCCUCUUUGAGAAAGUUUUCCCUCUCUCUGGGUGGAUGGAUGGAUAGAGGGAGGGAAGGGGCUCCCCUCACUCCCAGGCCUGGCUCUGGCCCCGGAGUUCCUGCUCCUGUUUAAUAUUCUGCUUGCUCCACUGAUGUUGUGCUUGGCUCCUGUGGGACUGCAACUCACGGCUUGAAACCGGAGCCAAUUUUCUGUCUUAAUCUCAGUGUUUUGACUGGAGGCAGAUCCAGUUCAGCCCAAUCGGGGCUGGUGGAAACAACGACCUAAGAGUCUCGCUCUGUUUCGCUUGGGGAGGGAAAGAAAAGAGAGAGAGGGAGGGAGAGAGAGAAGAAAGCCAGGGAAGGAGAGGCAGAGAGAAGAGAGAGGCGCACAAACAAGCCAUACCAUGUCGUUGCUGCUGAGGUCGCUGAAUGUGGAGAGAAUCAAGUGAUCCCUCUUGCAAUCUGGGAGCAUCGCGGAUCGGAGGCGCCGCCGCCACCAUGACUCUGGUGCUGCCCCUGAGCAGCUUCUGCGAGCCCAUUGUCUCCUCCGAGGGAGCCGGAGAGUUCCAGCCGCUUUGGGAGCCGCGUUAUUGCACCAAGAGCAGCACCAGCAGCAGUAGCAGCCCUGCCUCCGAGUCGGCGGCAGCAGCAGCAGCCGCCUCUUCCAGCAGCAGCAGCAGCAGCAGCAGCAGCAUCCCAAGCCCCAGCAGCCUCAGCCCCAGCAGCCAGGGCCAGGCGCAGCCUCAUCAGCAGCCACCCCCGGGCAGUAACGAAGGCCGAGCAUUGGGCGGGCCACCCCCAGCAGCAGCAGCAGCAGCAGGCUCACACCACAGAGGAAUUUCAAAUCCUCUUGCAUCAACUAAGAUCACAUACUUUAAAAGAAAAUAUGUAGAAGAAGAAGAGUUUCAUCCACCGCUCAGCAGCUGUUCACCUAAAACAGUAUCUGUUUUUGAGGAGCGGGCUCAUAUCCUUUACAUGUCAUUGGAAAAGCUGAAGUACAUUGAUGACCCUGAGGUCUACCUAAGGAGGUCUGUCCUCAUAAAUAAUUUGAUGAAGAGGAUUCAUGGAGAAAUCAUCAUGCAAAACAAUUGGUGUUUCCCUGCUUGCUCCUUCGGUACGGCUUCAGCCCAAGAGUGGUUCGUGUCCCAUGACUGUCCAUAUAGGAAACGCCUUCGGAUGGCACGGGAGGAAUGUGAAAAGGUCCAUACCUGCUGUUUUUAUCAAGAAUGUGGCAGCCACUAUUUAAGUUUACCAUUAUCUACUAAUUCUGCACCAGGGAGCCCCUCUUCUUCCUCCUCUGCUUCAUCUUCCUCCUCCUCCUCUUCCUCCAUAUCUUUGCCAGGUUGUUCCCAACAGGUGGAAUAUGGUGUCAGCAGUCCCCCUAUCUACAGGAAUGAUGAUCAGAUAAAUGCCAAUGAGAUUUUCAUUACUAAUGCCGGGCCACAUGGGCAUCGGGAUAAGACAGUGUUAGGCAGUGAGAAAGGAAUCCAUGAAAUGGAGCGAGACCAUGCUGCAGACUGGGAACCUAUGAAAAGCGACCAUGCUAUUGAAUGUAAAAGUAAAUAUUAUGAUUAUUUUGAGACGGGGCAUGGUGACAAGAGCAACGCGAAUGAAUCAUGGAAGAAAUCCUUACGGAAAAGGGAAUACUUGCCAAGUGGCAAAAUAUGUUGCAGUAAAGGAAGCAAAAUUUGAACCAUCUUCCAUGUAAUUGCCGUUCCGAAGAACACACCGCAUGUUGAAUUUCUCAAACUAAAUGUCAUUCUGGAUGGAUCUCCUCAUGCUUUUAUACAGCCAAUACAAUCAUGUCAUAAGCUUCACGGAUCGUUUUAAUGACUGGGGAGCAGAUUGCAUUGAAGCGUAUGUACGGUCUGCAUCACGGAACUAUUUAUAAAUAUAUGGAAUUAAAGAGCACAGUUGAAUUGUGAUAUAGAAA
Molecule: messenger RNA, 1926 nt
Organism: Anolis sagrei ordinatus
Lineage: Eukaryota; Metazoa; Chordata; Lepidosauria; Squamata; Anolidae
Gene: SERTAD4
Product: SERTA domain containing 4
Cellular component (GO): nucleus
Source: RefSeq, a predicted model, not a curated record